Messenger RNA from Phytophthora sojae, 354 nucleotides. RefSeq lists its product as hypothetical. Gene Ontology annotation, molecular function: cysteine-type peptidase activity. Lineage: Eukaryota; Oomycota; Peronosporomycetes; Peronosporales; Peronosporaceae. The record is from RefSeq and is a predicted model, not a curated record. The transcript is spliced from 2 exons. Gene Ontology annotation, biological process: proteolysis. The annotation marks the transcript as partial.
GCCUAUCCCUAUGUCAUUUUAAUUGUCUCUGGUGUCAAACACUACAGUAUUCUCGUCGUGGAAAAUGCCAUGCGAAAUGGACCAACUGGAAUGUUUCACGUCAACAGUCUGAAAGGUGCUCAUGACUGCGGCACGUAUACCGCUCGUGUGUUCGAUACCAAACCGCAGCAGUCUAACUGCGUCGACUGUGGGCUGUACGUGCUGCACUACAUGGAGAAAAUCGGCAACGCCAUUUUGGAGCUACAGGAGACGUCUACGGCGACUGUGCCUUCGAUCCAGGAGUACUUAGCGGCGUGGACAUCCGGAUCAUUCACCGCCAGAUCCGCAGCUAACCGUCGCAAUGCCAUGUACCAG